GAUUUUGUGCAAGCAGGAGAAUCUGAUGCAGAGCGUUGUGCCCCUCGGCCAGAGCUGGAGCAUCGUGGCUGCCUUGCCAGUGAGAUCAUGGAUCCCCAAGGCAAGCAGCAUAUUUUGGAGGACAGGCCUCUGAGAGAGAACAUCUACCAUGAAAACAUCACCCAACUGUCACCACAAAGAAUAGUUCUUCAACUUCGGCCUGGAAAGGAACAGAGUUUCACUGUCCGCUUCAAACGGGCUGAGGGUUAUCCUGUGGACCUCUAUUACCUCAUGGACUUGUCCUACUCCAUGAAGGAUGACCUGGAGAAGAUCAAGCAACUGGGAAGUGACUUGAUGGCUGCCCUGCGCAAAGUGACUACCUCAGUGAAGAUUGGGUUCGGUGCCUUUGUGGACAAGACCGUGCUGCCUUAUGUCAAUAUGGUUCCUUCCAAGCGGAAACAUCCCUGCCUAAUCCCAAAGGAGAACUGCCAGUCAGCGUUCAGCUUUAGGCACGUGCUCGCUCUGACUGAGAACGCCAGUGAGUUUGAGAGCAGGGUCGGUCAGCAGCGCAUCUCAGCCAACCUGGAUGACGCAGAAGGAGGCUUUGAUGCUAUCAUGCAAGCAGCCAUUUGCAAGGAGCAGAUUGGCUGGCGUAAUGUGACAAGUCUGCUGAUUUUCACUUCAGAUGGCACUUUCCACACUGCAGGGGAUGGAAAAUUGGGAGGGAUACAUAUGCCCAAUGAUGGCCGCUGCCACCUGGAUGCCAAUGGCGUAUAUAGCAAAAGUCACCUCUAUGACUAUCCUUCUGUUGGGCACUUGGCUGAAGUGUUGUCCAAAUCUAAUAUCCAGCCCAUAUUUGCCGUGACUAGUUCCAGGCUAUCCUUGUAUAAGGAGCUGAGCAAGCUUAUUCCAAAGUCAGUGGUGGGGGAACUGAAGUCGGACUCCAGAAAUGUGGUGCAGCUCAUAGAAGACGCCUAUAAAAGUCUUGCCUCCACAGUGAAAUUAGGACAUUUCUCAGACCUUCCGCCUGGAAUCUCUAUUUCUUAUGACUCCCAUUGUGGAGACACAGAAACCUUUGGGCAGGCAAAGGGUGGAGAAUGCAGUGACGUGUCUGUCAACCAGAUGGUGCAAUUCACAGUGAAGAUAAUGGCAACCGAUUGCCUGCCUGAGUCCCAGAAGCUGGUGUUGAGAGUAUUAGGAGUGGGAGAGGAGGUCCAAGUAGAGCUGUCAACAGCCUGUGAGUGCCAAUGUGGAGACACCCAGCCUGAUGCACACCACUGCUCUGGUGGACAUGGCAACCUCACCUGUGGCAUUUGCAGAUGUCAUGAAGGCUAUAUUGGCCGGCGCUGUGAUUGCAGGAAAGAAGAACUACUUGGUUCAGAAGGUGUGGCCCUAGCAAGUGGGCCCUUCUGCAGUUGUGACAACGUUGCCUGCGAACGACGUAACGGGCAACUCUGUGCAGGUAACGGGCAGUGCAAGUGUGGCCAUUGCCAAUGCCAGGCCAAUUACACUGGCAGCGCGUGUGAGUGCAGCCUGGAUACCAGUGGAUGCACCCAAGAGGGCAAGAUCUGCAAUGGGCAUGGCCACUGCGUCUGCAACCUAUGCCACUGUGACGUUGGGUGGUUGGGCAGCCACUGUGCUGACCACCAGAUGCCCUGUGAAGUGCACAGGGAUUGUGCUGAGUGCAAAGCUUUUGGAACCGGACCUCUGAGUCAGAACUGUAGCAAUUCCUGCAGCCAAACGGUGAGAAUGUUGGUGGCCCCUGUGGAUGAGAGAUGGUGCCAGAUGAAGGGAGGAGAUGGGCACCUCCUCAUCUACCUCAUUGAGAAGGACAAGACAGGAAGCAUCCUCCUGACGGUGAAUGACCGAAAAGUGCCAGAUUCCACCAGGCAGCCGAACCUGAUGCCAGCGUUAAUGAGUGCGCUGACUGUGGUGAGCAUAGGGGUGUUUCUCAUUGCCGUGCCCCGUGGCAUUGUGGAGAUCUGUGACCGGAGAAAGUUCAGAUGCCUUGAAAAAGAACGAAAAAGUGCCAUGCGGCCUCAGUCAUCAACCCUCAGUACAAUGGUUAUGAAAACAUUGCAAACACAACUUGACAAUACUGUGCCAACAGCUGAAGAUACUGUAUGACUUUGGAGGAGAGACACCUGCAUGAGAAUUUUCCCCUGAGCAAGCCCUAGAUGUAGUUUGACCUACAUCACCAGCUCAAUCUCAAAUGGGUUUGAAAUAAUGAAUCAACAUGUCUGGCAAACUCUCAAAGUGGUCAACAAAUAAAACCUUUAUUGUACUGUGCUUUUACUUGGCAUAGUGUGUUUUGUGCUUGGAAACACGUAACAUGUUGA
This is a messenger RNA of Ahaetulla prasina, 2318 nucleotides long. RefSeq names its product integrin beta-7-like. NCBI's taxonomy places the organism in Eukaryota, Metazoa, Chordata, Lepidosauria, Squamata, Colubridae. The transcript is spliced from 13 exons. Gene Ontology annotation, cellular component: cell surface; focal adhesion; integrin complex. Bases 88 to 2106 code for a protein of 672 amino acids. Gene Ontology annotation, biological process: cell migration; cell adhesion mediated by integrin; integrin-mediated signaling pathway. Gene Ontology annotation, molecular function: integrin binding. The record is from RefSeq and is a predicted model, not a curated record.